AUGAUCAGAAUCAACCUUGUUUGGAUGUUAGUCAGUCAAGUAUUCCUGAUUCACACUGAAGAAGUUCCUCUGCAAAUUCCACUGACCACAGCUCAGCUCGGAGAGUCUGUAUCUCUUCCAUGUCUCUUCUCAGAGACAAUUGAUUAUUUCCAAUGGCUGUACUGGUACAAGCAAGCUGCUGGUCAAACGCCCCAAGUUGUGGCAACUGUGGAAAAGAAAAAAUCUGUAGAUUUUGUUCUUAAUGGAGAGUUUAACAACAUCCGUUUCACAAUGGAGAAAGUAAAAGAUGGAUAUCUUCUCAUCAUCAACAAUAUCAGCAGAUCAGAUGAGGCAGCAUACUUCUGUGGAAUAGGAACAGUGUAUGAGAUGAAUUUUAGAAAUGGAACAUUUUUGUCUGUAAAGGGUAAUUUUAUUUCAACUGUAGAGCAACAGACAGUUUCUGAUCCAGUCCAUCCAGGAGACUCUGUGACCCUACAGUGCACAGUACUCUCUGAGACCUGUACAGGAGAACACGGUGUGUACUGGUUCAGAGCCGGAUCAGGGGAAUCCCAUCCAGGAGUCAUUUACACCCCUGGGAACAGGAGUGAUGAGUGUGAGAAGAGCCCUGAGACUCCCUCUCCUACACAGAGCUGUGUCUACAACCUCUCCAAGAACAACCUCAGUCUCUCUGAUGCUGGGACUUACUACUGUGCUGUGGCCACAUGUGGGGAGAUCCUGUUUGGCGACGGAACAAAACUUAACAUCAUUAAAGGUACAGCUUCUUUGGAUCCCAUUGUCCUCAGCUUGGGAGCAGCAGUGGCUUUUUGUGUGAUUCUAAUUUUUAUUCUCGCUUGUACCAAAAACAAGAGGCAAACAUGUGAUCAUUGUAAAGCAAGUGUCUCUCAGCAUAUUCACCAUGAUGAUAACCUCUCACCAGAGCAGUCAAGUGAUAUGUUGAAUUAUGCUGCAUUGAAUUUCUCUGAGAGGAAAACUAAAAGAGGAAGAAAGAAGAGAGAGACACCACAGGAGAGUGUGUACUCUGAUGUCAGGUACUCAGACUGGGAGUGAACUUUGUUUCAGAUACAGCAUGGACGAAAUUAUCUCAGUCAAGCAUCUCUAUUUAGACAAAAUGUAAACAUUUUGGUAAAAAAAAUCUCAGGACAUUGCUUUCGUAUCAACUUUUACAGUUUUACAACACAAUAUCCGAAUACUAUACAAUAGACAAUGGAAUUCCAUCCAUGUUUCUGCUCAAAAUGUCUUCUGGAGUGGUCCUCCUACUCUGAGCUAGCUGAUGUCAACUAGUAGCAGGAGGGAAUUUAGCUUUAUAUGUCCAUGUACACCACAUGACCAAAAGUAUG
This is a messenger RNA of Coregonus clupeaformis (lake whitefish), 1337 nucleotides long. RefSeq names its product carcinoembryonic antigen-related cell adhesion molecule 1-like. Lineage: Eukaryota; Metazoa; Chordata; Actinopteri; Salmoniformes; Salmonidae. The transcript has 6 exons. The record is from RefSeq and is a predicted model, not a curated record. The coding region runs from base 1 to 1047 and encodes 348 amino acids. Gene Ontology annotation, biological process: response to bacterium.